Zasmidium cellare ATCC 36951 is the source of this 2328-nucleotide messenger RNA. RefSeq lists its product as uncharacterized. The record is from RefSeq and is a predicted model, not a curated record. The coding region runs from base 1 to 2328 and encodes 775 amino acids. Lineage: Eukaryota; Fungi; Ascomycota; Dothideomycetes; Mycosphaerellales; Mycosphaerellaceae. Gene Ontology annotation, molecular function: ubiquitin protein ligase binding. Gene Ontology annotation, cellular component: SCF ubiquitin ligase complex. Gene Ontology annotation, biological process: protein ubiquitination; SCF-dependent proteasomal ubiquitin-dependent protein catabolic process. The transcript is spliced from 2 exons.
AUGUCGAAGGCACCGAGCACGGCUAAGCAGCCGGCACCCCCCAUGCCAACCAACAAGGACGACAUCAACGGCACGUGGAACUUCCUCGAAUGGGGCGUCGAGCGCAUCAUGUACAGCCUGAGCGACGGCGUCGACCUCAAGACCUAUAUGUCGCUCUACACCUCCAUCCACAACUUCUGUACCGCUCAAAAGGCCGUCGGCACUCAAGCGUCCGCCAACCUCAACGCCAACCACCGCGGCGCCCACCUACUCGGAGAGGAUCUGUACCACCGCCUCAACGACUACCUGAAGCGCCACCUCGUGGGAGUACACGCAGAGAUGGUCAAGCACGCCGACGAGGCGUUGCUGACUUUCUACAUCAAGGAGUGGAAGCGGUACACCCAGGCCGGCAUGUACAACAACCAUCUCUUCCGCUACCUCAAUCGUCACUGGGUGAAGCGUGAGAUGGACGAGGGUAAGAAGGACGUCUUUGAUAUCUACACCCUUCACCUGGUACGCUGGAAGGAGGACAUGUUCGGCACCACCCAGAAUGCAGUCAUGGACGCCGUGCUGCGUAUGGUCGAGAAGCAGCGCAACGGGGAGACCAUCGAGCAGUCCAAGAUCAAGGACGUGGUUCAGUCGUUUGUCUCGCUCGGUAUCGACGACGCCGACAGCACCAAGACCACCCUCGAUGUCUACCGCCAGUACUUCGAGAAGCCAUACCUUGAGGCCACAUCCGCAUACUACGAGAAGGAAUCGCAGCAGUUCCUGGCAGAGAACUCCGUGGUUGACUAUAUGAAGAAAGCUGAGCGGAGACUUGACGAAGAGAAGGAGCGUGUCCCACUCUACCUUCUUCCAGAGAUCAUGCAGCCACUCAUGAAAUGCUGUGAGAACGCCCUGAUUGCCAAGCAUGCUGCCACCCUUCGAGACGAGUUCCAGAUUCUUCUUGAUAAUGACCGCGAGGAUGACAUGGCUCGCAUGUACAAGCUGCUCGCCCGGAUACCAGAAGGUCUCGAUCCACUUCGCACCCGUUUCGAGACGCACGUUCGCCAAGCUGGCCACCUCGCCAUCGAGAAGGUUGCAGAGCAAGGCGAGAGCCUCGACCCCAAGGCAUACAUCGACGCAUUGCUGGAGGUCCACACUCAGUACGCUGCUCUGGUUCAGAACGCUUUCAUGGGCGAGUCUGAGUUCGUUCGCUCCCUCGACAACGCAUGCCGCGAGUAUGUCAACCGUAACAAGGUCUGCGCCAAGAACUCGAGUAGAUCUCCUGAACUCCUUGCGAAGCACGCCGACAACGUCCUCAAGCGCUCGACCAAGGCAACCGAGGAGGACGACAUGGAGAAGAUGCUCAACCAGGUCAUGACUAUCUUCAAGUACAUCGAAGACAAGGAUGUAUUCCAGAAGUUCUACAGCAGACAUCUGGCCAAGCGUCUUGUCAACGGUACUUCUGCCUCUGGAGACGCCGAGACCUCGAUGAUCUCCAAGCUCAAGGAUGCCUCGGGCUUCGAAUACACCAACAAGUUGCAGCGCAUGUUCCAAGACAUGCAGACUUCUCGUGACUUGAACAACGACUACGAAGAGUGGGUGUCGCAGAACAUCGAUAAGGAAGAUCGCAAGGACGAGGUGGAUGCCUACUACCAGAUCCUCGGUACUGGCUUCUGGCCCCUGCAGCCUCCCAGCACACCGUUCGCGGCGCCAAACACCAUCAUCAAGACCUACGAGCGCUUCCAAACCUUCUACAGCAACAAGCACGGUGGUCGCAAGCUGACUUGGCUGUGGCACUUGUGCAAGGGUGAGAUUCGUGCCAACUACGUCAAGAUGAACAAGGUGCCGUACACGUUUCAGGUCUCUACCUACCAAAUGGCCAUCCUUCUGCUCUUCAACGACACGGACUCCGUUGCGUACGAGGACAUGGCUGGUAUGACUUCUCUUAACAAAGAGACUCUGGACCCAUCCAUCGGCAUCAUGCUCAAGGCCAAGGUCCUCACCGCCAACCCAGCAAACGCACCCACCGCUGAUGGUACCGUCUACUCUCUCAACUACGGCUUCAAGAACAAGAAGCUCAAGGUCAACUUGAACAUCGGCAUCAAGUCUGAGCAGAAGCAGGAGGUUGAGGAUACCCAUAAGACGAUCGAGGAGGACCGCAAGAUGCUCAUGCAGUCUGCCAUCGUCCGCAUCAUGAAGUCUCGCCAGAAGAUGAAGCAUGCUCAGCUUGUCUCGGAGACCAUUGGGCAGAUCAAGAACCGCUUCUCCCCCAAGGUGUCUGACAUCAAGAAGUGCAUCGACAUUCUUCUCGAGAAGGAAUACCUGGAGCGCCUCGAUGGUGAUGAACUGGGCUAUCUUGCAUAA